AUGGACGAUUGGAAGCAACGCGUGAAGAUAGUGCUGGAUCAAAUAUACGCCGUGGACCCGUACUAUGUACAGAGCAACGAGACAAGGAUCGUCAAUCAGAUCUCGUACGCGGACAUCGCCGCAGGUCGGACAAGUCCGAGCUCCAGGGGUUCUAGCCCCUUUAGAAAUCCCCGAGACGAGGUUUCUUCGGUGCCCCUUUCGAUUCAAGUGCUCAAACCUACCGUGCAACUGUCAAGAACAAUGGAAGCCCAGAAGCAACCUGCUAUCGAACCAACUGGCGACAAUACUCCAGCAAAUGCUGCAAUAGCGGAGACGAAGAUGAAAGAAGAACAGUCAAGACCUGAAGAGCAGAACGAGCAGAAGGAGCCUGAAGUAAGAACCGAGGUUAGAAGACGCGUCUCUAAAGUAGAUUCGGUGGACUCUAGAUUGAGAAAUCAGUCUAGAAGAUCUGGUUCUGUGCGAAAGGACGUUCGAGGACCUAUUAGGGAAUCUCCUGAAAGAAAUUCGUCCGCGGAGGCUGACAAUGAAAUUUCUGGAUCAGACGCUUCUAGAUCGGUAGUGGAACAGAGGAAGGACCCGUUUGUACUUAAGAAUACACUGGCCCCUAAGGUGGAGAGAAGAGGAAGAUCCGCCAGUCCCAUUUGGAUGCCUGGAUCAACUUCCUACGCGGAUAUUCUUCGUGGAAACAGACAGAAUUCUCGCAGCCCUUCGGUGGAGACUGGCAAAGAUGCUCACGUAGUUGGUAGAGAAGUCGCAGAGACUGUGGUCGAGGAAUCUUCCGUAGAAACUGUUCAGACGGAGAAGAUGGAAUUCGAGGUGGCCAAAGUGGAAGUAAAGGAAGGGGCAACGGCUGAAAAUGCUUUUAUGGAACAACCAAGCGAAGACGUAGCAGUGGAGAGCUACCAACAGCAGCCUGCCGAGGUCGUGCACGAAGUUGUACCUGAAGUCGAGUCUCCUGUGAAAACUUCUGAGGAACCGAGCGAAACACAAACCAGUUGGACGGACGAAAGCAUGGACGAGUACGUUUUAUUGAAUGAGAAAAGUUACGAAAAUGUCGCAAGACCGCCAGUUGCAACGCAACAAGUUCCAGAGGUCUACAACUAUAUUCAUCCGGCUAUUCCUGAAUUGGUUGGUUUCAUCGGGUCUCAGAUCGCCUAUCCAGUAAGUUCCUAUGUCUACAUGCCAGCUGCACCGCCUCAGCAAAUGGCUCUUCCUCAUUACACCGAAAGUCAGAUGGCCUUCCCAUCGGAGCCGUACGUGGCGCAGCCUAGCUACAUCCCUGAACCAGAGAUUUAUCAGCAAAAUCAGUUGCAGAAGCAUCCACAAAGGCAUCCGCAUCAAACCAAAUUCAAGAUCCCUCCAAAGACUACUCCUGUAGUUGUGCAGAACGUCGAAGAGAAGUGUUUACCUUCAAGAGCUCAACAACCUGUGGAUAUCGAGCCUGUCGUUCAGUCAAAUAUUCAAGCUGCUGCGCAACCUGCUGUUCAAGCGGAAGAAGUUUCUGAACCAGAAAAACCAGUAGAACCAGAACAGUCUAUGCAGCAGCCUAUCGAGCAACCUGUACAACAAGUUUCUACGCCAGUUGCAGAAAGUACACCUAUUAAGACGAAAAGUACUACCUCAAGCGAGAGCAAGACAUUCUCGUACGCCCAAAUUUUAUCGCAGGGUCUCAGUUCUAAACCGACAUCGACUACAAGUAGUCAAUCAUCGACAACGGUGACUUUGAUCUCAAAACAGGCGAAAGAGCGUUCACGCUCGCCAGUGAACUCGGCGACGUCCUCUGUGCACGAGUCGAGUCCUCCUCAGGAAGCUAGACAGAUUCGAGAAUCGACCGUAGGCAAGUCAGCAAAUACGUGGGAUAUAUCGAGGAGAAGGGAGACGAGAAAGACUCACCAGGAGUCGCCAAAGACGAAGAUUCCUGAGAAGAGGGCUCGCAGAGGACCAGAGCAACCAAAGGCUUCAGAAGUAUUUCAGAAACCUCAGAAAGAGAAAGUCAGGACCAGUACGGAACAACAGAAACAAGUAUUCGAAUUCAAAGAUGAAAUUACCGUGGAAGAUUUGACGGCUUCUCCGAAGGUAACUCCGAAGAGUGUCAAGGUUGAGAUUAGAAAGGAACAAGUGGACGAUGUUAAACCAGAAAAGAGAAUAGAUGCUGAAGAAACGAAAAAGAUGGAAGAUCACAAGCAGGAUGAAAAGGACGUUCAGGAGGAGAAGGAGGUUGAUGUUCAACAGAGGAGCAGGUCUCAGGAGAAGAAACGAAAGGCGAAGAAGAAGAAGCCGGAGAAGGUGGACGACGAGAUAGAGAAGGCCCUGAAGGAGAUCGAGGAUAUGGAUAAGCAUAAAAAGAGGGAUAAGUCGAGGGAACAGGCUAAGAAAGAUACGGUUCAAGCUACGGUGGAAAAAUCCAAAGAAGAAAGUUGA
This is a messenger RNA of Bombus impatiens (common eastern bumble bee), 2421 nucleotides long. RefSeq names its product neurofilament heavy polypeptide-like. NCBI's taxonomy places the organism in Eukaryota, Metazoa, Arthropoda, Insecta, Hymenoptera, Apidae. Bases 1 to 2421 code for a protein of 806 amino acids. The transcript is spliced from 2 exons. The record is from RefSeq and is a predicted model, not a curated record.